CUGGCUCGCAAAUAUUCCUUGAGCUACUGCCAGAUAUUUUUAGAGUCUCCACUUGAAUGCUGCUUGCAGAGAAAUCGGCUGAGGAGUCAUCCCUUACCUGACCAGACCAUACUUUUAAUGGCAAGCAAAAUAGAAAUGCCAGAUCUCAAGAAAAAUGCUUGGGAACAAAACAGCCUCAUUCUGAAAAGUUCGGAGUGCACUUCAGAGGAGAAGUACGCUCAGUGCUGGGUGAAACUGGUUAAUGUGGUUCAUCCUUGUUUUCUCAGUGAGCAGAUCAUCAGUUUGCUGGCUGCUGCCUUGGAAAAUCCAGUGAAGCAAAAGGAGGAAAACGCUGAGCAAAAGGAAGCUGAUCGAGCUGCCUGUGCAGCCAGUGCUGUCCAUCAGGCUGACCAGACCUGCAGACGACUCGUCUCUCAGGCAAUGAAGGAAGCCAGAGAUAAAAACAUCCUGCCAAGUGAGCUGAAGAGCCUGGCAGAAGAACUCAACAAACUCAAAGCAGAGUUUUUGGAAGACUUGAGGCAAGCAAAUCAUUUGAAAAGCAAACUUUCUGUACGAAAUCAAAGUCCUGACCCUGCUACAUCUGUAAUUUCUUUGUUCCAAUUGGAGGCAGACAAUAUAGUUCAUAAAUAUGUUUUAAAAUAA
Molecule: messenger RNA, 642 nt
Organism: Nestor notabilis (Kea)
Lineage: Eukaryota; Metazoa; Chordata; Aves; Psittaciformes; Psittacidae
Gene: PSTK
Product: phosphoseryl-tRNA kinase
Exons: 5
Molecular function (GO): tRNA binding; kinase activity
Source: RefSeq, a predicted model, not a curated record